Messenger RNA from Musca vetustissima, 1371 nucleotides. RefSeq names its product probable cytochrome P450 313a4. The record is from RefSeq and is a predicted model, not a curated record. NCBI's taxonomy places the organism in Eukaryota, Metazoa, Arthropoda, Insecta, Diptera, Muscidae. Gene Ontology annotation, molecular function: monooxygenase activity; iron ion binding; oxidoreductase activity, acting on paired donors, with incorporation or reduction of molecular oxygen. Bases 1 to 1371 code for a protein of 456 amino acids. The transcript has 8 exons.
AUGGAAUGUUCUGAAAAGCUUGGCCAAAAUUUUGUACACUUCAUUGGGCCAUUUCCACAAUUUGUAACUGGAGAUCCCGAGACAGUGAAAGAUGUACUGACAUCGAAAAUAUGUUUGAGUAAAGAUUAUAUAACGUAUGGUGGACUAUAUCAUGCCUUGGGUGAAGGAUUGCUGACUAUACAAGCAAAAGGUUGGCAACAACACAGAAAAUUCAUGGAACCUGGUUUUAAAUUUUCAAAAAUUGUGGGAUUUUUGCCAGUAUUUAACAGACGAAUGCCCGGUCUAUUUGAGAAAAUGGAUAAAUGUAAUGCUAUGCAAGAUUCGUAUAAUAUUUUGGUUUAUUGUCGAGAAUUUACCAUAGGCAUAACGGGAGAGACAAUGAUGGGGCGUGAUUUGGAUAAGUCGCCUACAGUUAAUGUAAAUUAUUAUUCUGAACUUAUUGCGGGCAUCAUGGAAUACAUGUCGGAAAUAACGUUGAAUGUGCUAUAUCAACCCAAACUAAUUCUCAAAUUAGCCGAUUUAACAGUCUUUCGAAAACAACGAAAAGUAUUGGAAUUUCUUCAGAAGGAAAUUGAUGAGACGUACCGGUAUUAUUCAUCAGAUUGUGGAACCGAUCCGCAAUAUUUAGAUACCGCUGAUAAUGUGGUCGCCAAAUAUAUAAACGAAGCCAUCAGCAAUAACAUAAUUGAUAGGAAAUUGGCAAUAACCAGUAUUAUGCAUUUAUUUGGAGCGGCCUUUGAAACCACAUCCUCAACGAUAUAUUUCACCAUUCUCAUGUUGGCCAUGCAUCCGGAGUAUCAGGAGAAAGCGUAUACUGAAAUAUGUGAAUUAUUUUCGGACAACGAUAAAGGGGAAUUUGAAAUGACUUAUCAAGAUAUCUCCCAGCUGAACUAUUUGGAUAUGUUUAUAAAGGAAACAAUGCGCGUAUUUCCAACAGUUCCACUUUUUGCAAGAAAAGUCUGUGGUGGUGAUCUAUCACUGAGUAAUGGCAUGGUUAUACCUGAUGGUCAGGAAAUUGUAUUAAAUACUUAUAACUUACAUCGUAAUAAGUCAGUAUGGGGCCCCCAGGCGAACAUAUUUAAUCCAGAUAAUUUUCUACCUUCAAAUGUUGCCAAACGUCAUCCAUAUGCCUUCGUUCCAUUUUCCAAGGGAAUACGUUUUUGUAUAGGAAUGCGUUACGCCGAAUUGAGUAUUAGAGUGGCAAUGGCAAAAUUAAUAAAGCGCUACAAAUUUUCAACUACGGCCAAAGUGGAAGACUUAGUGUUAUACAAUCACAUAUCACUGCAAUUGAGCAAAUAUCCACCAAUUAUGUUGACAGUUGGUAGUGGUAGUAGCAGUGACAGCAGCAGUAAACGGGGUGUUGGCAAAUGA